GUCGGGCUGGUUGGCUGGAGAGGCAAAGAGCGGGCUAGAGGAUGGGAAGGGGGCUGCCAGCAGCCUGUGGCAUGGGCUAACUCCAGAGGGCUCAAGACUUUGCAGCAGCUCUUUCUGGCCUGCCUGCUUUGAGCUGUUCACCAUGCCUCUCGGGAAAGGCUGGAAGAAAACAGUGGAAGACAUUGCCAGUGUCUAUGACAUCAAAGAGAAGCUGGGCGCCCCUAGGAGAUCAGGCUUGCAAAGGAAAAUGAAUCAGCCAGCCCUGAAGAAUUUAGGGGCCUUUUCAGAAGUGGUCUUGGCCCAGGAACAUGGAUCUCAGCGCCUUGUAGCCCUCAAAUGUAUUCCUAAAAAAGCCCUGCGAGGUAAAGAAGCAGCUGUGGAGAAUGAAAUUGCUGUGCUCAAAAAGAUUCAACAUGAGAACAUUGUGGCUCUGGAAGAUAUUUAUGAGAGCCCCACUCAUUUGUACCUGGCCAUGCAGCUGGUGACAGGCGGAGAGCUCUUCGACCGCAUCAUUGAACGAGGCUACUACACAGAGAAGGAUGCCAGCCAGCUCAUCCGGCAGGUGCUGGAGGCUGUGAACUACCUACACGAUCUGGGAAUUGUUCAUCGGGAUCUCAAACCUGAAAAUCUCUUAUAUGCCACACCAUUUGAGGAUGCCAAGAUUAUGAUUACAGACUUUGGGCUGUCUAAAAUUGAGGCUGAUGGCAUCAUGUCUACAGCUUGUGGAACCCCUGGCUAUGUUGCCCCUGAGAUCCUGGAGCAGAAGCCCUACGGAAAAGCUGUGGACUCCUGGGCACUUGGUGUCAUCUCCUACAUCUUACUUUGUGGCUACCCUCCUUUCUAUGACGAGAACGACUCCGAACUUUUCAACCAGAUCCUGAAAGCUGAGUAUGAGUUUGACUCUCCAUACUGGGAUGAUAUCUCUGAGUCAGCCAAAGAUUUCAUCCGACAUCUUCUAGAACGGGACCCUGAGAAACGAUUCACUUGUGAACAAGCUCUGCAACAUCCUUGGAUCUCUGGGGAUACAGCUCUCGAGAAGGAUAUUCAUGGAUCUGUGUGUGAGCAGAUUCAGAAGAACUUUGCUCGCAGUCAGUGGAAGCGAGCAAUCAAUGCCACGUCCUUUUUGCGCCAUAUCACCAAGUUGGGACCAGGUGCAGAGGGUGAAGAAAUCGGAGAGGCAACAUCUGGAGGACAGCGUGGAAAAUGGUGACCCCCAGAGGUGCUUCGAAAGCCUGGGCCACUGCCUUUGCAUGAGCUACCCUCCUGCAUGCGGCUUCACAGCCACAACGCUGCGCCAGCACCCUCCCCCAAGUGUGGGGUAUCCUUUCAUUUUGUGCUCCCCUCCAUCUGGGGAUCUCUCUGCCCUGAGGGGCUCAGGAGUUCAGACAAGCCAAGAACAUCCCUGUCCAGCCUGCUUUGAGCGGGCUCAAAUGCACCCUGCCUGGGGCCAGAGAUCGUCCCCUUGAAGCUGGAGGAGCCUUUGCAAUCUUGCUGCGUUACUCACCUCACUUCCAUCCAUGUCAGCCGCCGAGGCCAGCAACCUACUGGAGGAUCGGGGAGGAUGUGGUGGCAGGGAAGUAAACUCUCGGCCAUUCUUUGCCAGCUGUCGGGGUAAUUUCAAAAUUGCUUUGAGAAGCUCUUUCUCCUCCUCUCCUGAAGAGUCCUAGAAGGAUAGCUGCCCCAGAGGGAAAUGCUGGUGGCACUGAAGGAGUCCAGUGAAAGAUGACAACUCUGUUGGAAUAGAAGAAACAGGAAUAGUAAGGGAGCUGGGAGCUGCACAGCAGAGCUGAGAGCUGGUCUUGAGACGUCUUGAAUCUGAGCUAUCUAGCCUAAGCUGAAUCAGGAUCAAAAUGAAAUUGGAUAGAUGUUUUGGGAGCCCUAGAAGGGUAUGGCUGGGUGUUGCCAAACUCCUCAAAGGAUAUAACUUCCUUCUGGUCUUAGAGCAAUGUUGCCUCCAUUUAAAAUAAGUGAGUGAGAUUUUGGGUAGAUAAGACCAGUGCUGAAUAUAUGCAACAUUAAAAAUGAGCUGCUUGUUUAAGAAGAGCCUGUGUGAUGCCCAAGAUAUGGAUCAAGGCAGUGGGCUGACGCAUCUCCUUGGCUUAAGAAGCAACCGGCCGAUCCAAUAUUUGACUUGCUGCUGCUUUGUAGGUAAUGCAAAAUGAAGCUUGGUCCACUUGUACCUGCUCUUGGAAUCUUUACAUCUGGGUUUGGUUGGGUUUUUAUUUUAUAUCUUAAUUGCUAGUCUGAGUAAGACAAGAUCUUGUCAGGAUUUGAUGGAAACAGAGAGCCAGUGGGGUCCCGUCAGAAGAAGAAAUGGACUUCUGGAGGAGUUUGAUGCUCCAAGCAAAAUAAAAUUAAAACUAUGACUAUAGUAUCCCUCUUCCUGUAAUAGAAGUGAACCAACAUCUGUAGGAUGGCUUUAGCAUCUAGGCUGCUUCCAGGCGUGAGUCUUCUUUUCCAUUAUAUCAUUGCUUUUUGGAUUUUGCAUUUUGUGGGACUGCAACGUGGAUCCAUGUGAUGUGUUUCCCUUUAGGGUUUCGUUGCAAAAAUCCCAUCUACAUUGGCAAGCAGAUUAGGAUAGGAUCUUCUCAGACUUCUACAUGCUGCCCCACCAAGCUGUCAUUCCCUCAGACACCCUGGUCAUUUUGAAAAUGCGUGUGCUGGUGUUUUGUACACCUGUGUGCUGUUUUUUAUUUAAGCCAGAAUUUCAAAAUACUACCGAGUUUUCAGUAACGUCCUCCUAGUAUAAUCUUGGGAUUUUUACAUUUGGUAACAAUGAAAGAGUUAAUUUGCAACAUUGAGAGAUCCACUAAGGAUAGAUGUAUAAACAAAUUUUCUCUAGACAGCAGUGAUCCUGAGGUCACCAGCUAGAAGGUUUGUGCACAUCUUUUCCCUCCCCCAAAUCAGUAUUUCAUAAGGGCAAAUAAGAGCAUUUAAAAAAGAAUGUGUUUGCAUAUUGGCUAUCCACUUACGUGCAUACGUAGGAAAACGUUUCUUUGACCUUGAAUGGGAAAGAGGAAAAGAUGGGCAGAGGUGAGAUAUAGAACAAAUUAUAAAAAAGCAAACAUGUGUUUUGAAAUUUUAGUUUAAUUAUUGUUUAAAAUGGCCACAGUGCUGGUAGAUAGGGGUGAGUGAACUGGGGCAUCCCCUCAGAACUUUUGAGAGUGAAGAACUACAGAAGAUUCUUUUACCUUGUAGAAUAGCAUUUCUGUUCUGUUUCUUGCUAAAUAGAUUAUCUGGUAAACAGAAAAAAAAAAAGAAUGAAAGAGGAAUAAAAUGUGUGUGGGGGGGUGUAUGUGUGUGCGCUAAUGAUUACAGGAUGAUGAAGAAAUCCAGAUGCCCUCCGAAAAUACUUUAGCAAACUAUUGCUAGCACAUGUUAAAAUAUCCAUCUGGCAUUCACUGCAAACCGAAUGAGACCUGCUCCUUGAAAUGGAGCCAUGGGUGCCCCCCCCAAACGAUGGAGUAGCCACAAGGCUUCCACACAAAGACAAAUGAUUGACAGGAAAAGGGGUAGCAAGGCCAGUAGCUGUGUUCCACCUUUUGUACCGCCUGUCUGUAGCUUGCCUGCUGGACCGGACAUCUGCUUUGCUGAGUUGCUCAGAGCUGGAGAUUUUUUUUAAUGAUUCUUGGUGGGAUAGGUGGGAAUUGUUUCCUUCAUGCUUCCCUCCCCUAUACAAAUGUGUCAAAUAAACUGGUGAAAA
Messenger RNA from Python bivittatus (Burmese python), 3703 nucleotides. It is a transcript of the gene PNCK, whose product is annotated as pregnancy up-regulated nonubiquitous CaM kinase. Gene Ontology annotation, molecular function: ATP binding; calcium/calmodulin-dependent protein kinase activity. Gene Ontology annotation, biological process: protein phosphorylation. The record is from RefSeq and is a predicted model, not a curated record. Lineage: Eukaryota; Metazoa; Chordata; Lepidosauria; Squamata; Pythonidae.